Molecule: messenger RNA, 520 nt
Organism: Drosophila navojoa
Lineage: Eukaryota; Metazoa; Arthropoda; Insecta; Diptera; Drosophilidae
Gene: mh
Product: DNA-dependent metalloprotease SPRTN
Biological process (GO): DNA repair
Cellular component (GO): nucleus
Molecular function (GO): single-stranded DNA binding; metalloendopeptidase activity; polyubiquitin modification-dependent protein binding
Source: RefSeq, a predicted model, not a curated record
UAUACUUGUGAACAGUGUUGCCAGAAGUUCCAAAUCACACAGCUGUGUUCUAAUCGCGCAGUAGCCGCGACAUUGCUGCGAAUUUUAAAGAACGUUGAAGUUGCCUGCUGUGGACGGGUCGCAUUAAAUUGCAUUUACUGUGUACAAAAUGUCCGAUGAUCCGGACUAUCUAUUUGCACUGAAAUUACAGGAGCAGCUCAAUGGCGACAAUUCUGAAAGCAAUUCGGAAACAGCUCAUGAAAAGACAGAGAAUAAGUCAGGUCAGGAUGAUAGUGACUACCAACUGGCUCUGAAACUUCAGGCCGAAAUAGAUGCCGAAGAUGCAGACGUCAGCGACAAUGAAACUGUUGACAAUGAAGAAGUCUUUGCCCUCGACAUGACCAGCUCUAAACAUAAUUCUAGCAACAGCAACAACACAAACAAUAACAACAACAAAAAUGAUAAUAUAAACAAGGAGACACCCUCAAGCGUAAAUAUAUCAGAUUUCAAUUCGCAUUGCAACGCUUCUUAUUUCUAUUAA